This is a messenger RNA of Medioppia subpectinata, 1314 nucleotides long. The record is from the annotation of a GenBank genome assembly. NCBI's taxonomy places the organism in Eukaryota, Metazoa, Arthropoda, Arachnida, Sarcoptiformes, Oppiidae.
AUGGGGAGCGUUGAAACUCGUUCUGAACUCCGAUGCCAAACAUGUUGGCUGAGGAUAUGUUCAUCGGGUGUUAACCCGCAAUCAUUACGUGGUUCAAACACCGGUGUUUAUGUAGGCGUUACAAUGUAUAACUCGUCAGACGGAUAUCCGGAUGACGUUCAUCCGGAUGUGGAUGGAUCGGUAAAGACGACAUUGUUUCAGACACUGUAUUGCACAAAAUAUCUCUACCCGAGCCGUAUAUCAUUUGUCAACGAUUUUAAAGGGCCCUCACUUAUAGUGGACACUGCUUGUUCGGCCAGUCUGUCCGCUAUGACACUGGCUUAUAAUGAUCUAAUGCUUGGCAAUACGGAUGCGGCAAUAGUGUGCGGCACUCAUAUGGUGUUUGAGCCGUUUAUAAAUCAAGUGCAACAGGAGUUUGGUAUUUGUUCUCCGAGAGGAGUGUCCGCCGUGUUUGACGAAUCGGCCGACGGUUACGUCAAAUCAGAGGCCGUAUGUGCGGUGUUUCUACAGCGCCGCCGGAAUGCACACCGUAUAUACGCACAGGUCGUAUCCGCGCGCAUGAACAUCGAUGGGAAGAAAAAGGUAGGAAUGUUUCACCCAUCGGCCGAUGCACAAGAGCAGCUCAUGAGACAGAGCUACAUGUCAGCUAAAAUUGAUCCAGCUCGUUUAACUUAUUUUGAGACGCAUGCAACUGGAACCAAAGUUGGUGAUCUACAGGAAAUCAAAGCGAUAUAUAACGCAUACUGUGAGGGCCGGACUGAGCCCUUGCCGUUAGGGGCGUUGAAGAGCAAUAUGGGUCAUUCAGAAGCCGGCUCUGGAGUCGCGGCUGUGAUUAAAGUGUUGAUUGCAUUCGAAAAUCAAUGCAUUCCUCCGAACCUUAAUUUAAAUCAAUUAAAGAAAGAAUUGGAAAUAUAUUUUCCACCACUGCUAGCAGUUACUAAGAAGUAUCCGUAUAAACCUGGGUUGGCUGCUGUGAACAACUUUGGUAUCGGCGGUGCGAAUGCACACGUAUUGUUUGAACCCAACCAUAAGUUGGGAACCAGUGAUGGGUUAAAAAUUGCGGAAACAAUUCCCAGAAUUGUAAACAUUUGCGGCCGAACUGAAGAUGCGGUCAAAUAUGUGAUGGAUUUCAUACAAAACAACCCAAAGAGAGUGACGAAUGACUUUUUGGCACUUUUAGCACCAGUAAUGAGAUUCACACCCGAUAUUAAUUCAGCCGGAAUGCCAUUUAGAGGAUCCUUAGGCCCCUUCCCUUUCCCGCCCCCACCCAAUGGGAUCAAUGAUAAUAAAGAAAGUGUGGGACAAAACCAAUGA